AUGAAUAAUAUAGAUAAUUCAGUGAUUCAGUUGCUUCAAGACAUUCAAGACGCGCUUAUUUCUCUAAAGAAUGGUCAAGAAGCAUUGGAGAAAAAACAAGAUGCAAUACAACUCGAAAUAACAAGUCUUCACAAUGAAUUGAAAGAUCGAGAACUCCCAGAUAAUACUAUUGUAGCUUCUGUCAAUAUGAUUGAGCAAGACCUAGGAAUAAGUCCAACCGCAGAAGUCAAGGGGGCUAUCAACACUUGCACCAAGCAUAUUUGUGAUCAGCUUGCUGCUCUUUCGUCUGUUCAGAUUCUCGGGCCCAAUUCAAGCUGA
This is a messenger RNA of Phycomyces blakesleeanus NRRL 1555(-), 318 nucleotides long. RefSeq lists its product as hypothetical. The transcript has 2 exons. Bases 1 to 318 code for a protein of 105 amino acids. The record is from RefSeq and is a predicted model, not a curated record. NCBI's taxonomy places the organism in Eukaryota, Fungi, Mucoromycota, Mucoromycetes, Mucorales, Phycomycetaceae.